This is a messenger RNA of Mytilus californianus (California mussel), 3764 nucleotides long. RefSeq names its product cell division control protein 42 homolog. Gene Ontology annotation, molecular function: GTPase activity; GTP binding. NCBI's taxonomy places the organism in Eukaryota, Metazoa, Mollusca, Bivalvia, Mytilida, Mytilidae. The transcript is spliced from 4 exons. Gene Ontology annotation, biological process: small GTPase-mediated signal transduction. The record is from RefSeq and is a predicted model, not a curated record. The coding region runs from base 117 to 722 and encodes 201 amino acids.
UUUCUUUCCUGUUUUUCCGAUACACAAUUCAUACAUUAUCUACAUUCUAAUAUCCUUAAUCACAAUACUACAUAUAUAUCGACAAAUGUUACGAUAAAAAGUGAGACAUCUGCGCCAUGAAGUAUGAAUUGCUCGGUAAACUUAGUUUAAAAUGUGUAUUAGUUGGAGACAGUGAAUGUGGCAAAACUGUUCUUGCUUCCAGGAUAACAUCUAAGGAGUUCAGAGCGGAAUAUGUACCUACUAUGUUCGACAAUUAUGCUGCAACAAUAUUUGUUGAUAAUGUACCAUAUCACCUCAGCUUAUUUGAUACUUCCGGUCGGGACGACGUAAGUUCAAGUAAGCUCAGAGUUCUGUCAUAUUCUAAAUGUGAUUUGUUUCUGGUAUGUUUUUCUGUACAAAAUGAACAAAGUUUAGAACAUAUUGAGGAGAGAUGGAUCCCAGAAAUACGCAUGCAUCAACCAACCACACCAUUUAUCUUAGUCGGAACACAGAUUGACAAAAGAUUUGAAACACCAGAUAUACAGGUGAAAUCAAAUAUAAAAGUCUCUCCUGCGCUAGCUUCUGAUGUGGCAGUGAGAACAAAUGCUGAAAGUUAUAUAGAGGUGUCUGCUUUAUCAGAAGAUGGUGUUUACGAACUUGUAAAAGAAAUAGUUGUUACUGUCAACAGGUCUCCAGUAGACAAAAAGCAGAAGAGCACAUGUAAAUGUUGUAAAUUACUCUGAUACACAAUAUGUUUUUAGCCUUUCCAGUUCAUUCAGAUGCUUUGUUUUGAUAAUGCACAGACAUACUAGCUAAAAAGAUAUUUGUUAUGAAACAAAAAUUAAAGACACAAGCACGUGAACAUGUUUUAUUGUAUCCUGAAAGCUAUGUUUUUUUUUUAAUUAUUCGACAUGCAUAAUAAUGAUAUUAGAUAAGAGGACAUGUGAUAUUUGUUAUAUAAAUAAUUUGUCAAAAACUUUGAAAUGUUUUAUAAUUAGUUGUAAAUAAUUCAGUUUGUGCGAUGUUUUUUUUUUUAUUUGUUUUGUAAAAAAAUCAAUGUAUUUAAUAUGUAUGUAAUGUACUUCAUUUCAAUAUACAUUUGUUUUAUAAAUAAAUGUAAUUCGAAGAAAUUAUAACAUUAAUUCAUUUUUCUAUCUGACCAAAGGAUUUUUAUACUAUUAUAACCCUUGAUCUGAUCAAACGUAAAUGAUAUAUUAACGAUGGAUGUAAAUUAAUUUAUUUGAUGCAAUAAUGCACUCUUACGUACACAGUGCAUUUUGAGUCAUAAAAUUAUAAUUGAGAUGAAGAUGUCUUACAGUCUCGGGUGGUUUUUUUUUGUAUCUAAAUAUUUUGAAGUUUUUAACUCGAUGAGGUUGUUACAUUUCAGUGAAUAUUUUUUGGUAUAUCUGACAAAGAUUGUUCCUACAAAACCUUACUUUUCAGUCAUUUCCCUUUAGGUCAGUCUGUAAUGUGAAUAAUAUCAAUGGAUUUUUUAGUGGUAUUUAGCAUUAAUUCGUGUCAUCAAUCAGCCAAUUAGCCAACUAACAAAAAUAAAGGCAGAAUCUUAUGAUACCAAAUAAUGAUAUGUAAAUAAAAAAGAAGACUUUGUUCCAUAUUUUAUAAUAUGAGGUACGUGCUUCCUGAUGAGCUCCAGAAGGUAAUUGGGUUUUAAAGAGCAUUUUGUAUGUAUGACUUACUUGUCUGUUGCAAUGACACGUGACUCGUCGGGUACUUACCACCCACGUUAAAACCUUUUGGAAUUUUGGAUCUUCAGUGCACUUCAAAUUCGUACUUCUGUUUUGGCCCUUUUAACUUUUGUUAUUCGAUCGUCACUGAUGAGUUUUAUAUACGAAACGCGCGUUUAGCGUACAAAAUUAUAAGUAAGGUUUCUUUAAUGACUUUUUUUUAUCCGUUUUCACUCCUUCGGGAUUUUAUAUGAUUUCCUCGGUUUUUCCUUUUUACCUUAUUUAUAUCUUCUUAACUUCUUAAUGGAUUUGAGCAUCAGUAAACUUCUAUUCAGUGGCGGAUCCGGGGGUGGGGUUUCGGGGGUUGGAACCCUUCCUUUUUUGUGACGAUCAAUGCAUUUGAAUGGGGACAUAUAGUUGGAACCCCCCCCCCCCCCCCCCCUUUAUCCUGGGUUAGGAUCCCCCCUUUUAUAAAUGGCUGGAUCCGCCCCUGCUAUUGCCUCAAAUCUAUUCAAUGUUCAUGGUUUAAAGACUUCUAUACAUAUAGUUGUGUGUGAUUGAAGAACAGUAUGUCUACACAGGAAAAAUUAUCAUAUAUUUAUUUAAUGUUUUACAUUUCUCACAUUCUCACUCAUGAUCACGUGACAGAAAGUUGUUUAAUUGUCAUGUUGUUGAAGAUUUUUCAAUGCCAUAGAUUUUAGACAAUAAUCGACCCUUCACCACCUUAGGCAGCUCAAUAAUAAAUUAAACAUUAUUGAAUAAUUACACUUAUAAAUGUGAAAACGAACUGUGUCAAAAUAUUCAUAUUUCCAGUUUCUUGUUAUGCAUCUAUAAACAUCAUUUUGUUAAGUUUAACACAUUACUGCCUUGAAAACUGUAGAAUUUACCGCGAAGCACUGGCUACUGGCAACUUGUUUCCUCGGGGACCAACCAGCAGUAGUACAAAGUAGUAUUUAUAAACGAUAUCAUUCUAUUGUCGAUUUCAAUGAACACGAUAGAUGCUAACUGUAAUAACUUUUCACUAGUUCGCUCAAGACAAAUACGUAGUUGGCAAAAUACAUAACAUUUUUUAGAGAUCAAAACCAAAAUGGCCUAGCUAUGCGAGAAAAAAACCAAAAGUCUAGUAUGUUAAAUUAUAUGGGUUAUAAAACAACAUAAUCAGCCGAACUUUUAGAUAUGUAUCGUCUAUUUUUGAGAGUGCGAUAUACGUAUGACUAUAGAAUAACACACAAGGUCCAUAUGUGGGGAGUGAAUAUUUCUCGAUCGUGGGGCAAGAGAUGUUAUGAAAUAGCACAUAAACUUGGCAUACAUGAUAUUAUUGAUAGUCAAUAUUCCAACAGACAUAAAAUUUAUGAUAUUAAAACAAAAUUGUGUGAAAUUGAAAAACAAGAAUGGGUUGAAAAAUUGUAUCAAGAUAGAAAUGAACCAAAUGGAAACAAGUUACGUACCUAUAGACUGUAUAAAAAUGAAUUAGAAACAAGUUCAUAUAUAAACAAGGGUAAAACUUAAUGCCCCCACCGCUACGGCGGGGGCAUAAAAAUGUAAAUGAUAGACAACAUAGACGUAUUUUAUCUAAUUUUAGAGGUGGGUGUCUACCUUUAGCAAUAGAAACAGGUCGUUACACCAAGCCAAAAACUAUUCUUAAUGACCGAAAAUGUAAAUAUUGUACAGUUGAAUGUGUAGAAGACGAAAAACAUUUUUUAAUGCAUUGUGAAUUUUAUUCAGAUCUGCGAUAUGGUCUAUUUUUGAAAGCAAGUGCAAUUAACCCAAAUUUUAACGAUUUUAAUCAUGAUGACAAAUUUAUUUUUCUGAUGUCACAUGACUGUAUACAACCCUUUUUAGCAAAAUCUUUAUAUUUUAUGUUUAAUCGCAGAAAAUAUUGUAUAUAGUUUAUUCUUUUAUUGUAAAAGUUUUAUUUAUUCAUUUUUAAUGAAUGUUAGAAUAAGUCUUUAAGCGGAAGUGUCUCAUAAGUCAGUUGUGGCUGGAUACCGAUAUUUUAACUUCGAUUGAAAUUUUUUUUUGUAUUUCUAUACUUAUAUUAUAAUGUAUGAUAUUGUUCUGUAUUGGUAUGUGACACUAUAAUAAAAUAUUCUGUCUGUC